GUAGUCCUGAAGUUGAAAAAAAACAGGCUGAGCAGGACACUGAAAUCUAAAGUUACACAUGGAUAUACAUCAGUUUAGCACUGCAGAGUCAAAGAAGAAAGCAGGACUAAGUCCACUGGAAAAAGGUCUCAUUAUUCUAUCCAUUUUCCUCGGCAUCAUAAGCAUUGCUAUGAUAUCAGCUUAUGCAACAGGCAAGGAUAGUAUUUGCACAUCACAAGAGUGUGUCUCAACAGCAGCUCGAAUCAUAGCCAACAUGGACACUGCUACAGAUCCGUGCAAUGAUUUCUAUCAAUAUGCUUGUGGAGGAUGGCUAAAGAAAAACAGAAUUCCAGACAACAAUAUUAUUUAUAAUACAUUUGAGAUUCUCAGAACAGAUAUAGAAGUUGUUAUAAAAGAUGCCCUGGAGGAGGAGAGUGCAGAUGACAUUCCUGCAAUAAAAAAAGUGAAAACUUUCUACAAAUCCUGUACAGAUGAAACUACAAAAAAUCUCAGAAAAGGAGAACCCUUAAUUAAGUCUUUGACUGAUCUCUAUGAUUGGCCAGUAGCAGUGGACAACUGGGAGACCAGAUAUGGCUUGACUUGGUUUGCUGAAGAUUCUAUAGCAGGUUUCAUAGCAAAAUAUGGACGAUCUGGAUUAAUGAAUGUUUAUGUAGCUGAAGAUCUGACAAAUUCCAGUACCUACAUCCUCCAUAUUGAUCAGCCAGGACUGGGUCUCCCCUCACAAGAGUAUUAUGAUUGCAAAGAUACCUCUGAAAACGCAUGUUUGGCCUACAUGGAACAAAUGAUUUUGGUGGCAAUGCUUGUCCGCAAAGAAAGGAAUCUUACCAUUAACAAGGGCAAAAUUAGAUCAGAAAUGGAAAAGGUUUUUGAACUGGAAAGGGAAAUUGCAAUGGCAGAAGCCUCUGAAGAAAUGAGAGAAAAUCUCAAUAAUAUUUAUGAAAAAAUGGCACUUUCAGACAUUGCAAAGACAUAUCCUCUGAAAAUAAAUGGACAGAACAUUAACUGGUUGAAAUUAAUAAAUACCAUUAUUUCACCUGGUGGGGUUUCUGUUGAAGAGAAUGAGCAAGUCGUCCUUAUUUGCUCUGAUUAUUUAAAGAAAUUAAGGUUUUUAAAGAAAUAUAAAGCCAGGGAACUCCAGAACUACCUUGCCUGGAGGUAUAUCCUUUCGGUUUUAAAUGAUCUGAGUCUUGAAUACAAGAAUACUGGAAUUCGAAUGAAAAAGGCAUUAUAUGGAACUGCUGUGGAUGAGUCUGUUUGGCAGUCGUGUAUCACAUUCCUCAAUGACAACAUGGAGGAUGCAGUCGGAAGGUUAUAUUUAAAAGAAACGUUAUCUGCAGACAUAAAACAUGUGGUCAAAGUCAAGGAAAUAAUUGCAGAUAUUCGUAGAGCAUUUUUGGAAAUGAUGGAGGAGCUGGAGUGGAUGGAUGAAGAAACUAAAACACGAGCAGCAAGAAAGGCUGCAAACAUUGAUGCAAGGAUUUCUUUUUCUGAGGAUAUCAUGGAUGAUUUGAAGUUAAAUGAGAGUUAUUCAGAGCUGGAGUUCAAAGAGGAUGAAUUAUUUGAAAAUAAACAGAAAUAUAUAGAAUUUGUUCAAAAGAAAAUGGCAAGUAGACUGAGGGAACAGGUUAACAAACAUGAGUGGAUGCCUGGACCAGCUCAUGUAAAUGCAUUUUACUCACUUAUGUUUAAUGAAAUAGUGUUUCCUGCAGGGAUUUUGCAGCCUCCAUUUUUCAGUUUGUCACAGCCAAGCGCUAUAAACUACGGCGGAAUUGGCUUUAUCAUUGGACAUGAAAUAACACAUGGUUUUGAUAACAGGGGGUGCAACUUUGAUGAGCAUGGUCAUCUAGUGAACUGGUGGACCAAUGGAUCUAUGAUGAACUUCAGUAAUUUGUCCCAGUGCUUUGUGAACCAGUAUGGCAACUACUCAUGGGAUGAGGCAGGAGGUCAAUAUCUAAAUGGCAUCUCUACAUUAGAUGAAAAUAUUUCAGAUAACGGUGGAAUAAGAGGAGCUUACAGGGCCUUCAAGAACUAUGUGAAAAGUCACAGGGAAGAAGAUCUCCUCCCUGGAAUUGGCCUGGAUAGGGACCAACUAUUCUUUUUAAGCUUUGGACAGAUUUGGUGUGGAAUGCACAGACCUGAAUAUGCUGCUACUUUAAUAAAAACUGGUUCUCACACCCCAGGAAUAUUUAGGGUAAUUGGAACAUUACAGAAUUCACCAGAGUUUUCCAAGGCUUUCUCAUGUCGCAACAAUGCCUAUAUGAACCCAGCAGUAAAAUGUAAAUUAUGGUGAUGGUGGCACUAUACAAAGUAGUAUUUUGCUUGACACUGAAUAGGGAGGUAAUGGUACAGUGUUUUCUACAAAAGAUUUGAAAACAAACAGAAUCUGAAUAAAAAAAAAUAAGGUUAAGAACGUGUAUGGCAGUUACUGUUCAUUAGACAUGUUAUACAUCUCCUGUUACAACUUACAUACAGUAUUCAUACAAUCGCUGGCUUUUAAAAGACAUAAAAGUCAUCCAGGCUAGACUCUAAACAUUUUUUCAUCCCCUAGCACAGUGCUGUCCAAAUUCUGUGGUACCAAGGACCAGAAGUUUUGGGCCUACUUGGUGGAGGGAUA
Molecule: messenger RNA, 2614 nt
Organism: Xenopus laevis (African clawed frog)
Lineage: Eukaryota; Metazoa; Chordata; Amphibia; Anura; Pipidae
Gene: mme.L
Product: membranemetalloendopeptidase L homeolog
Exons: 22
Coding region: 59-2290 (743 amino acids)
Source: RefSeq, a predicted model, not a curated record